GAGUGGCGGUGCUGAGCGCUGCUGAGCUCUGCUGAGCCGUAGCCCGGCCCGCCGCCACGCCCCGCCACGCCCCGCGCUUUGGUCGGCUCGGCGGGGCGGGCAGGCCGCCGCAGGCCGCAGCAGGCACGUCAGUCCGACUCUGGCCGCUCACCUGAGCAGAGCGAAGCGAACGGAACGAGCGGUGUGCGUCGAGCGGAGCAGCGUCGCCGUGGUACAUAGUGGCUGGUGAACCGCAGUGUCGCGAGUGUAGUGUGCUGUGUGACAUGUGCGUCCCCGGCCCCGUCGCGCUCCCGGCGGCGCCGACACCUCUCUGCAGGCGCUGCUGGAUGCCCCGCGGCGACUGUUGAUAGCAGGACAGCCGGGACCGGGACGUACCCAGGACAGGGCUCAAGAUGACCGUCACCUACUCCAAGCUCGUCGCCAACGGGAGCAGCUUCGGCUGCUUCUGGAGGAUAUUGUACAAGUGGCGGGGCAGCGUCUACAAGCUGGUUUGGCGGGAGCUGCUCGUGUUCCUCUGCCUGUACUUCUCCAUCAACCUCCUGUACCGACAUGGGCUCAACGAGGCGCAACAGAGGCAGUUCGAGCGGCUUCGAGCGUACUUCGGCUCGCACGGCGAGACCAUCCCCAUGUCGUUUGUCCUCGGUUUCUACGUGAGCCUGGUCGUGAAGCGUUGGUGGGAGCAGUACCGGCUGCUGCCAUGGCCCGACACUCUCGCCCUCUUCGUGUCUGCUGCCAUACCCGGAGUGGACGAACGUGGCCGCCUGAUGCGCCGUAACAUCGUCCGCUAUGCCGUGCUGGCGUACGUCAUCACGCUGAACCACGUGAGCGUCCGCGUCAAGAAGCGCUUCCCCGGAUGGCAGCACAUGGUGGACGCAGGCUUCAUGAUGGAGUGCGAGAAGAAGAUCUUCGAGCUGAUGGACGGCAAGAGCCCCAUGUCCAAGUACUGGAUGCCGCUCGUCUGGGCCACCAACAUCAUCAACCGCGCGCGCAAGGAGGGGCUGAUCCAGUCGGACCACGUGGUGCAGACCAUGCUGCAGGAGCUGUCGGACAUCCGCCGCCGGCUGGGCUCGCUCAUCGGCUACGACACGGUGUGCGUGCCCCUCGUGUACACGCAGGUGGUGACGCUGUCCGUGUACACGUACUUCAUGGCGCAGCUGAUGGGCCGCCAGUUCGUCGAGACGAGGCACCCCGACGGCACCGUGACGGGAGACCCUGACAUCUUCUUCCCCCUCUUCACCUCGCUGCAGUUCUGCUUCUACAUCGGCUGGCUGAAGGUGGCCGAGGUUCUCAUCAACCCGUUCGGCGAGGACGACGACGACAUUGAGCUCAACUGGCUCAUAGACAGGCACAUCAAGAACAUCGAGGUGGCCCGCCGCGGGCUGGGAGAGACGCCCGGCCCUGAGGAAGAUGACGAGGACGUGAACCCGCUGUGCCGGGGCGGGCGCGGGCAGGGCCUGGCGGGCCUGCUGGGGGCGGGCGCGCUGGCGGCGGUGCGCGCGCUGCUCGCCUUCCUGCACGGCCUGCUCUCGGCCCUGCUGCCGUGCCUCGUGCCUCCCCUCGGCCCGGACAGCCCCCCGCCGCGCCAGCCCCGCCCCGACCCUCCUCAACAGCCUGCACCCGGGGAGAGGCCCUGGCUGCGCACCGCGGCCUACAUGAUCGUGGACGAGAUGCACGAGGAGCACCCCGAGCUGCUCAAGGACCAAUACUGGGACGAGGUGGUGCCCAAGGACCUGCCCUACACCGUGGCGUCCGAGUGCUACCGGCGGGCGGAGCCCAAGGGCAGCGCCGAGGACUACAAGGUCAAGGACUCGGACGCGCUCUACGCCAACCUCAUGCCCCAGCGCAACAAGCCCGGCCCCGAGGACGUCUACGCCGACUACGAGAGCGUGGACACCCCGCUCGUGGAGAGGCGCAAGAACUGGUUCCAGCGGCAGCUGCAGCGCAUGGGGUCGGUGCGCUCCUCCAGCACCACGUACUCCUCGGCCGGGAUGGCGUUCAACUCGCGGCCCCGCCACAACUCGGUGUACUCGCAGAUCUCGUUUGUGCAGGGGGAGAACGGCGGCCUCCCGGGCCCGGUGCCCGGCCCCGUGUCGGCGCAGAUCUUGAGCCAGACCACGCUGCCCAUCCACCAGCAGCAGCAGCAGCAGCCGCCGCCCGAGCGGCAGCCCAAGAUGUCCAUCUACGACCGAUUCGUCAACAGGCGCUCCAGCCGGGGACAGAACAAGAGAUCCAGUGUGCAGAAGAACCGGCCGCGCAUCCCCACGCCAGACGUGACCAUCAUCAGGAACAAUGAUGCCAACGGCUCUGCACCCUCCACCCCCGGCACGCCCAACAUGCUGACGCCGCAGCCCUACCCCACCGACGUGCCCGUUGUGCAGAUGUUUUUCGGUGUUCCGCAGGUGCUGCUGACGCCCAUCCAGGAGGCCGAGGGCGGCGUGGUGGCCGUGGGGGGCAUGGGUAUGGGGUCGCCGGGCCACCACCAGCACCACCAGCUGACCAUGGCGGGCGUGGGCGCCAAGGCACUGGCACAGGCCGUGCUCUCCCCCGGGAUGGGGCCCAUCGGCCCCGUCACGCUGGCUGCCACCCCCGUCACCUUCUCGCAACCCAUUCUGUUCACCGCGUCUCCUGGUCCACACCGCCCGGUCCGGUCGUCGGCGCCCCCGAGGAGCGCCGUCACCCUGACCGAGGUUAGCAGCCACUCUGGCUCGGCGUCCGGCUCGGAGGAGGAGGGCAGUUCGGCCUCGCCGCGACCCACUACCCCGGCCACGCCUACGAGCACGCCGUCGGUGACACCAACACCUGCGGCAGCCGCUGCCUUCGCUGCUGCCGUCACGCCGGCGGUCUCCAACGCCACGUCCACGCCCGCGACCUCGCCGCCGAGGAGCACCGCCAACAGCCUGGCACCCAGCGCGGCGCCCAGCGCGGCCAGCACGGUGGAGAGGAAGAAGGGCACCGCGGAGAGGAGGACCGGCGCGCCCAACAAGCGCGAGGUGUACGUCUGACACGCGCGCCGGCACCCUCGUCCAGCCCAUGCAUCCAUGCACACAACUUGCAGAUGUUUCCCUCUUUGAUGGCGUCUAAUUUGACCCGAGACCGAGGAAGGAGAAUUUUUGUUUUUUGUAGUGCAACGUAUCUGAACCGCUGGAUACAGUAGGAAACGUGAUCUUCUAAAGAUAAAUUAUAUUGAUAUGACGAUUAUUUUUGUAAUAUGAAUUCCAGUCAGUACGACUUGUGAUCAUUAAUGUAAUUAAUGUUUUUAGAGUAACAAAUUUCUCAUGUGUACCUCUGAUUUCUUAUCUGUUCCAUUGGCUAAGUUUUUGUGUGUUUUUAAUUUUUUUUGUGCCAGAGAUUUUUUUGGAGAUCGAUUGUGAGAUAAUUGCUGAUAAUUGAGAUUUUAACCAUGUGAUUUUCUUUUUUUUUCCAAAAAGGAAGAAAUUGCCAAAUUUCACUGAGCACAAUAGUUUUCAGAGAAUGUGACACACUUAGUAUGUAUUUUGCUGUUUAGAACUAAUUAGAAACCUAUGUGAUCCUUUGUAUUAAAGUAAAGCUAGUUAGUAUUUGUCAAAUGAUUUUUUGUAUGAUCUAACUAUUUGUACAAAGUAAGGAGUUUUGUGCCAACAACUUUAUCAAGCAGAGCUUGUACAAGGUAUUUUGUAAUCCUCUAGAAAAGUAAGGAUACCAGUAGUUUAUAAAUUUACAAUUCAAUUCCAAUAUCUUUGAGGAGUGUGAUAGAAUAAAAUAGAUUAAGUCUUAGUCGCAAUUUUUCAUGUGCCGUAAUGCAUUAUGCUAAUUUAUACCAUUCGUAUUAUAUUAAGUUCUAGUGGUUCUAUUUGCUUGUGAUCAGUGUAAGGUAGAGAGGUUCGCCAUUAUCUAUGAAAGUCAAGGGGUGUGUUACUUUGUAUACGCUUUUAAGAACUGAUUUGCCAGAUUGCAAUGUACAUGUUGUAUCAAUUACCAAGCACGUGUUGCCUUAGUGUUUUGACAAUUAGUUAUACAGAUGCAUCAUUUGUGAGAUUUUUGUUGAAUGAGACCGUUUUUCAGUCAUUAAAGCUGAAAAAGACUUCCCAAUCGAAAAA
Messenger RNA from Frankliniella occidentalis (western flower thrips), 4076 nucleotides. RefSeq names its product bestrophin-2 (gene Best2). The record is from RefSeq and is a predicted model, not a curated record. Gene Ontology annotation, molecular function: chloride channel activity. The transcript is spliced from 14 exons. The coding region runs from base 393 to 3002 and encodes 869 amino acids. NCBI's taxonomy places the organism in Eukaryota, Metazoa, Arthropoda, Insecta, Thysanoptera, Thripidae.